Messenger RNA from Anolis carolinensis (green anole), 5779 nucleotides. RefSeq names its product fascin actin-bundling protein 1 (gene fscn1). Gene Ontology annotation, molecular function: actin filament binding; protein-macromolecule adaptor activity. Gene Ontology annotation, cellular component: cell projection membrane; filopodium; actin cytoskeleton. The transcript is spliced from 7 exons. NCBI's taxonomy places the organism in Eukaryota, Metazoa, Chordata, Lepidosauria, Squamata, Anolidae. The record is from RefSeq and is a predicted model, not a curated record. Bases 266 to 1759 code for a protein of 497 amino acids. Gene Ontology annotation, biological process: establishment or maintenance of cell polarity; actin filament bundle assembly; cell migration.
AAAAGCCGGGGACCCGCCUGCCUUGCCCGCGGGGCUGCCGAGCGGAGGAGAGAAAGGGCUUUGUGCGGGAGAAAAAGAGAAAGAAAGGAAGGAAGAAAAGAAGGAGAGAGAGAGAGAGAGAGAGAGAGAGAGCCAGGCAGCGCCGCGUGGUCCUCGCUCGCUCUCUCGCAGGCAGACAAAAGGCUCCCAGCUCCACCUCGGCCUCCCGGUCCCUCCGUUCUCUGGGUCUCUGGGGCGCUGGUUCUGGUCCUCUCCGCCCGGCACCAUGACGGCCAACGGGACGGCCUCGGAGUCUCUCCAGAUCCAGUUCGGCUUGAUCAACUGCGGCAACAAGUACCUGACGGCGGAGGCCUUUGGCUUCAAGCUCAACGCCUCUGCGCCCAGCCUGAAGAAGAAGCAGAUCUGGACGCUGGAGCCCAACGGCGGGAGCGAGGACGCGGGCGCGGUCUUCCUGCGCAGCCACCUGGGCCGCUACCUGGCCGCCGACAAGGACGGGCGCGUCACCUGCGACAGCGAGGCCCCCACGGCCGACUGCCGCUUCCUGCUCCUGGCCCACGAUGACGGGCGAUGGUCCCUCCAGUCCGAGCCCCACCGGCGCUUCUUCGGCGGCACCGAGGACCGCCUCUCCUGCUUCGCCCAGGCCGUCUCGCCCGCCGAGAAGUGGAGCGUCCACCUGGCCAUGCACCCCCAGGUCCACAUCUUCAGCCUGGCCCGCAAGCGCUACGCCCACCUCGGCACCACCGGCGCCGGAGACGAGGAGGUGGCCGUCAACCGAGACGUGCCCUGGGGCACCGACGCCCUGGUCACCCUCGUCUUCCAGGACCAGCGCUACAGCAUCCAGACGGCUGACCACCACUUCCUCCGCCACGAUGGCAAGCUGGUGGCGCGGCCGGAGCCGGGCACGGGCUACACGCUGGAGUUCCGCUCGGGCAAGGUGGCCUUCCGGGACUGCGAGGGCAAGUACCUCUCCCCGUCCGGGCCCAGCGGCACCCUCAAGGCCGGCAAGAGCGCCAAGGUGGGCAAGGACGAGCUCUUCGUCUUGGAGCAGAGCUGCCCGCAGGUCGUCCUCCGCGCCGGCAACGAGAGGAACGUCUCCACCCGGCAAGGGAUGGACCUUUCAGCCAACCAGGAUGAGGAGAGUGAUCAAGAAACCUUCCAACUGGAAAUCAACAAAGAGACCAAGAAAUGCACCUUCAGGACUUAUACUGGGAAAUACUGGACCCUCACCUCCAAUGGCGGGGUGCAGUCCACUGCCUCAACUAACAGGAAUGCCAACUGUUACUUCGACAUCGAGUGGUGCGACCGGCGCAUCACGCUGAAGGCAGCCAAUGGCAAAUACGUCACGGCAAAGAAGAACGGGCAGCUCGCGGCCUCUGUGGAAAUUCCCGGUGAGACCGAGUCCUUCCUCAUGAAGCUGAUCAACCGGCCGAUCAUUGUCCUUCGAGGAGAGCAUGGCUUCAUUGGCUGCCGGAAAGUGACCGGCACCCUGGAUUCGAACCGAUCCUCUUACGACGUCUUUCAACUGGAGUUCAACGAUGGCGCCUACAAUAUCAAAGAUUCCACUGGGAAAUACUGGAUGGUGGGCAACGAAUCCUCGAUCACCAGCAGCAGCGACACGCCGGUGGACUUCUUCUUUGAGUUCUGCGACUACAACAAGGUGGCCAUCAAAGUCAACGGCAAAUACCUGAAGGGCGACCACGCCGGCGUCCUCAAAGCCUCUGCCGACGCCAUCGACCCCUCCACCCUCUGGGAGUAUUGAAUGCACUUUAGCCUCCUUCCCGCCGCUCUUCUGUGCUCUCUUCUUCUUCUUCUUCCUCUUCCCCACUCCUCCUCCUCCUCCUCCCCUUUCAGUUGCCAAUAUAUAUAUUUUUCGUUUGUGGGUUAUUUUUUCAACGUCCUGGUGUGUCUUUCCCUAAAGAAAAGGGGUUAUCUUUCAGACCGGCCUGCUGCUUAUAUAUCGCUGUAUAAGUUGUUUUGGUUCUUUUGGGAUAGGGUGGGGGUGUAGGGGGUUACUUCCUUUUGUUAUGUCAGUAUCUUUUUUUAUGAUGAUGAUGAUGAAAACUGGAAAAUGUUAACUAACCUGGAGGAAAAAAAACGAAACCAAGGUGCACUCUUCCGCACAGACUAUAUUUUUUGGAGCGGGGCGUUGGUUUGUCAAAGUUACAGAACAGACUUCCUCGCCUCUGUGCUGAUGCUCUGAAUUGAAAAGGGAAUCUACAUCCCAUUGUAUGAUGAUAAGUGAAACGAAUCUUUCCUGAUCUCUUGGUGGCUUCCUCGCAAGAGUGCCUAUUGAGCUCAGUUGUCGUUCGAGUCGCUGCCAUACUCAACGACUUGGCACAAUUAUUAUCCUUCCAGCAGUUUCCCAAAACUGGAAUUGCCUUCUGCAGUUGGUUUGUUAGCUGUCACUUUUCUUGGGGUUUGAUCCUACGUCGAGAUCCUUCCUUUCUCUAGUCAAAGCAGAGAAGAAGACUCUGGGCAUAUCUCGCAAAUCUAAGAAGGGUUUGUGAGGAAAGUCAAAGGGUCCGUUCUAGAUAAAAUGACAUGAUAAGUAGAAACCAGCCCUCUUGAUCUCUUGGUGGCUUCCAAAGUCAAAGGGUCCGUUCUAGAUGAAAUGACAUAAGUAGAAAUCAUCUCUCUUGAUCUCUUGGUGGAUUCCUCGUAAGAGUGCCUAUUGAGAUCAGUUGUCGUUCGAGUCGCUGCCGUACUCAACGACUUGGCACAAUUAUUAUCCCUCCAGCGGUUUCCCGAAACUGGAUUUGCCUUCUGCAGUUGGUUUGUUAGCUGUCACUUUUCUUGGGGUUUGAUCCUAUGUCGAGAUCCUUCCUUUCUCUAGCCAAAGCAGAGAAGAAGUCUCUGGGCAUAUCUUGCAAAUCUAAGAAGGGUUCGUGAGGAAAGUCAAAGGGUCCGUUCUAGAUGAAAUUACAUAAUAAGUAUAAACCAUCUCUCUUGAUCUCUUGGUGGCUUCCUCGCAAGAGUGCCUAUUGAGCUCAGUUGUCGUUCGAGUCACCGCUGUGCUCAACGACUUGGCACAAUUAUUAUCCUUCCAGCGGUUUCCCAAAACUGGAUUUGCUUUCUGCAGUUGGUUUGUUAGCUGUCACUUUUCUUGGGGUGUGAGCCUACAUUGAGCUCCUUUCUUUUUCUAUCCAAAUCAGGGAAGAAGUUUCCAGGCAUAUCUCGCAAAUCUAAGAAGGGUUUGUGAGGAAAGUCAAAGGGUCCGUUCUAGAUGAAAUGACAUGAUAAUAGAAACCAGCCCUCUUGAUCUCUUGGUGGCUUCCCCGCAAGAGUGCCUAUUGAGCUCAGUUGUCAUUCGAGUCACUGCCGUACUCAACGACUUGGCACAAUUAUUAUCCUUCCAGCGGUUUCCCGAAACUGGAUUUGCCUUCUGCAGUUGGUUGGUUAGCUGUCACUUUUCUUGGGGUGUGAGCCUACAUUGAGCUCCUUUAUUUCUCUAGUCAAAGCAGGGAAGAAGUUUCCAGGCAUAUCUCGCAAAUCUAAGAAGGGUUUGUGAGGAAAGCCAAAGAGUCCGUUCUAGAUGGAAUGACAUGAAUAAGCAAAGACACAAAGCAGAGGGGACUGGAGAGGAGUAGACAAAAGGAGUAACUUUGGGGAGGAUGUGGUCUCUGCAGAAGCUCCGUUUGUUCAUCUCACGGGUGGCAGAACUACUGGGAUAGUUGACCGUCCUGUCGCCUUGCCUCUUCGCAGCACAAUCUUGAUGGUUUCAAGUGCCCAAGGAGCAUCUCUUGAGCUUCUCUUUGACUACUAAAGCUAUUAACACUGCCUUAUGGUUCCUCAACUCCUCGAGUCUUUAUAGAAACUUUCCUCCCUUUUUGUAAUACAAGUGAAAAUAUAUAGAGGCUGCUCUUAUGACCUGGUUGCUUUCCAACAACAUCUUCUCGAUUUCCAUCUUGAGAAUGCAGGAGUCUUCUUUAGCUUUCCAAUCUAUUCGUCCUUGCUUAGGAUCCAACAGGCAUCAAACUGCACAUCUUGUCUGCACAAAUCUCCUCUUUGGUUUCCAUCUCAGGAGUGAGCUCAACUGGAGAAGGUUCUCCAGUUCAACUACAACUUCCGUGACUACUUCCAGAUUCCCCAACACCCUUCUUUCGUGGCUUAAUAAGUUACCUCUCAUUCUUUCUGGCUCUGCUUGAGAGUUUCUCAUGCCUCAAGGGAGCCAUGGAUCUCAGUCGCUUUCUGAGUGUGAGUGUGUGCGGAAAUCAAGGUAUGUUUGGGAGGAGAAGAGACGGGAAGGAGCGAGCCAUACUUUGCGUGAGUGCAUUUCCGACGGAGACGGUCUCAUUCGUUCCCGGUCACUCUUCAUGUAGACAGUGGCUGCGGGAUAUUAAAAAGAGUCGCUAAUCUCAAUCUACAGUUCUAGAAAGCUUUUAAAACGGGCAACGUUUGCACAGUGUGUGUUGGAUACAUCUCUUGUCACUUGGCCUUGCUGGAAUUUCCAUCCCCAUCGUCGCUUUGUUGUCGUUCUGAGGAUACAUGUCGCAGCGUUUGCUUCUGGCUUGUGUCAGUGUGUGUAACAUAUCUCCUAUUUACCUUUUUGGGGAGAAAGGUCUAUCCGAAACGAUUCCUCUCAUUGUGCAGAAUCAAAACAGUGUGAUUUCUCCCUUCGAGAACGAGAUCUCAACUUCAAGCUUCAUCGUAGUGUGUAACCCAACGUGUAUGUUUGUACCACGCCAAUAGUUUUGUAAUCUUGGACAUCUCAUCUAGGAUGAUAGGGCAUUAAUCUCCGUCCCCUUUAAGGCCAGCCUGUUCAAUACCUCUCUUGCCCAAUCCAAGCGGAAAGGUGCUUUUAUCAUCUCUACGAACCCACCAAAGUCCAUCUGUUCCAUGCCUUGUUAAGCGCACUAUCUUAUGAGAACCUCUAUGGCAGCUGUGGGCAAACUUUCCAGGUGUUUUGGACUUCAACUCCCACCAUUCCUGACAGCCUCAGGCCUCUUCCUUUUCCUCCUCAGCCACUUAAGUUAUGAGAUAAUCACAUACGCAGGCCGAUACUUACACAGAGUCACACAGGAGAGAAGAAGAUGGAUUAUUUUGUCCUCCUUAUAUAUGCAACCGCCUGCUGAUAGGACAUCAGUAAGGGACACUGGCUUAAGCGGCUGAGGCUGAUAAGGAAAGGAUUUGAGGUUUUCAGGAAUGGUGGGAGUUGAAGUCCAAAUACCCGGAGGGCCGAAGUUCGACCAUGCCCGCCCAAUGCUUUUUGCCAAAAGUCUUUGAGCUUUGUGCCAUCAGAGGAGGUUCUUCAGCCGUGGAUACUUGGUGCUAGAUUUCCAAACAACUGGAAUUAACUUGCCUUAUAGGUUAAGGAAGGGUGGGUACAGAAGUGCAUUUGGCCCGGGCUAAUUUGGGAUUUCUGGAACACUAAAAUUGGGUGCUUUCCUUAUCAACGCCAGUGUAAACGUUGGCCAUAGAAACGGAUUGUCUGUUCCCAAUCCCUUGAUUUCUCUUUUCCGGACGACACUUGGUUUUUGGGCUGUGUGUAACCCCGCUGCCUUCUCUCCCGAGUUAAAACGAUUUCGUCCCGGAAUUCUCUCCGUUUGCCUUCUUCCUCAGCUUUUUUUUUUUUUUUUGUGGCUCUGAAGAAAAAAAAAUAUUAAGAAAAGCAUCUCACAUUCUGGUAUAUUUUGUUAAGGAUUUUUUGUUUUGUUUUGUUUCCUUUUUAAAAAAACACUUUUGUAAGUGCCAUUUGUAUAACAAGCUUCAAAUGGAGAAGAGAAAGUGACAAAAUAAUAAUAAUAAAUAAAUAAAAACCCGCAUUCAGAUAAGAAAGAAA